AUGCUGGACAUCUACUCCGUCCUCACGGUGGGCGCACUUGGGGCGGGUGCCAUGUUUUACGCCUACUACGUCAACCAACAAGCAGCUGGCCCCGUCUCGGCCCAAGCCACGCCCAAGCCCUUUCCAAAGGCCAAGCGCACCACUCGGGCUCAGUCGGGUCUCACCGCUUUGCGAGCUCGUGCAAAGAUUGCGUAUGAUGACAGCAAUGCCGAUCACCAAAGACUUCUGCAGCGCUUGUGGACCGCCAUGCGCCCGAAUCAGCCCUACCCGGGUGCCUUGAGCCUGGCCUGGCGUGAUCUCGGCUUUCAAGGCGAGGAGCCAGCCACCGACUUUCGGGGCAUGGGAUUGUUGGGGCUUGAUGCCCUGGUGUAUGCCGCCGAACACCAUCAAGCCGACCUCAUUGAUCGUAUCAAUCGUCCCAACGACGAUGUUUUCUUUUACUUCUUUGCCAUCGGAGGCAUCAACAUUGCCGAGACCAUCCUGCGGCUGUUGGAAGAUGAAGCGGCCCUGGCCAAUGCUGUCUUGGACCGAGAAGCCGACGCAGCCACCUGCUUUGGGCGUGUCGUUGUGGACGCGUGGCUGCAGUUUGACCAGGUGUUUAUCCUGUACAUUCAACAGUUUCUGGCCGAUGGUAACCCGCCCGAGCUGACCAUUAUGCAGUUUGAACAGGCGCGCCAGCGCUUUGAGGCGCACUAUCGUGAUCGGAUGGCAACGUUGGUGGCCGACGGGGGCGAGACCCUUUCCAUCCUCUUGGCGGGAUAACCGCAGUGACUGGAUGUUGUUGUCAUGGCUGUAAGGCUUUCCUCAUGGAGCGUGCAGACCUCGUUCAAAGCUGAUCCAAUCGCUCAAAACAGCCACAUCGACCCAAGUACUUAGUCUCAAGAUUAACAGGCUUUGUCGAAACACCCGCUGUGUUUGUAACACAUGUCAGAUUGACCGAGUCGACUGGCCUGUCAGUGCAAUUGAGUUGCAUUUCC
Molecule: messenger RNA, 977 nt
Organism: Monosiga brevicollis MX1
Lineage: Eukaryota; Choanoflagellata; Craspedida; Salpingoecidae
Exons: 8
Coding region: 1-762 (253 amino acids)
Molecular function (GO): GTPase activator activity
Source: RefSeq, a predicted model, not a curated record